AUGGGGCUCAUUGAUGGUGUCAUGACGAUGCUCGGCUGGGGCUCAACGCAGAUCGAACCCCAGCGCGUGCCCACCGACGAUGUCUUGCCCAUGCACCAUUUUGAUGACAACUCGAUAAAUCAGUCCAUCAUACUCGCGUGGACUUUGCGCUUCAAUGACGUUCUUGACGCUGACAAGCUCCACGAUGGAUUGGCACGGCUGCUAGAGAUUGGCGACUGGCGAAAGCUUGGAGGAAGAAUUAGAAAGGGGCCCAACAACAAGCUCGAGAUUCACGUUCCCUCAGAAUUUACAUCAGACAGGCCUGCAGUGCGGUUCACCAAGGAGAGCUUUGGUGUCUCAUUCGCCGAGCAUCCACUUGCAUCACAAAUGCCCAAUGCGACGAGUGACAUCCACAUCCACGGCAGCCCUGAGCGGUUCCGGGAGUUCCUUGGAUCCGCGGACACGACACCUAGCGACAUUGAUGGUUACUUGUACAGCGAUACGCCUCAGCUCGGCCUGCAUGUCGUGACCUUCCUAGAUGCGACCUUAGUCUCGCUCAACUGGCCGCACACCAUGACAGAUGGCCUGGGCAGACUGGCGAUCAUCAAGAACUGGUGCAAGGUUCUCGCCGGGAAGGAGGACCAAGUGGCUCCUCUCAUGGGCACGCGCGAGGAUCCCAUGGCGACUGUAGGAACCGGCCCGCUACAUGAGAAGGAGGAGACGUAUGCCCUCAAGGACAAGAAUCUCAGCGGCCUCAGCAUGGCGAGCUUUGUUGCGCACUUCAUCUGGGACAAGUUCUGGGUCCCCGAGCACGAGCUAAAGGUGAUCUUCCUUCCGGCAAAGACCAUGGCGAUUCUAAGGCAGCAAGCAGCAGACGACCUGUCAGCGACGAACGCCAACGGACAGGGCACAACUGUGAGCAACGGGACAGCCGCAACAGCAACGCCAUUCGUCAGCGAUGGCGACAUCCUGACAGCCUGGCUGACCCAGAUAACUUUCCGGGCGUCCGGGCCCUCAAGCCGCCCCGUCGCCUUCAACAACGUCUUCGAGCUGCGCAGCCGCCUCCCAGACGUCUUCGAUCCUUCCGCCGCCUACGUGAGCAACUUUGCCCGCUCAGCGCAGACCCAACUGACCGCAGACGAGGCACGCUUCUUGCCGCUGGGCCAGCUCGCCCUGCGGUAUCGCCAGUCACUCGCGAGCCAGACCACCGAGGGCCAAAUCAGAGGCUUGAUACGUUUCACUCGCGAGCUCGGGAACAGCCCGGUCUUGCCGAUCCAGCCCACCAGCAUCAUGCUGACCUGCAGUAACUGGACCAAGGCCAAGUUCUUCGACGCCGUCGACUUUGCCCCCGCCGUCGUCAAGCCAGGCCCAAAGAGCGACGUCGCCCCCGUUCCUGGGAAGCCGGUGUACUUCCACGCCAUAAGCACCAAGCAGGACCCGCCCAUGCUGAGGAAUGUGUACAACGUGCUGGGCAAGGACUGCGCGGGCAAUUACUGGGUAACAGCGAAGCUGCCGCCCGUGGUCUGGCAGAACAUCGACAAGGAGAUCGCAAAGGUCCAAUUCUGA
Messenger RNA from Diaporthe amygdali, 1545 nucleotides. RefSeq names its product BCL5p. Bases 1 to 1545 code for a protein of 514 amino acids. Gene Ontology annotation, molecular function: acyltransferase activity, transferring groups other than amino-acyl groups. The record is from RefSeq and is a predicted model, not a curated record. The transcript has 2 exons. NCBI's taxonomy places the organism in Eukaryota, Fungi, Ascomycota, Sordariomycetes, Diaporthales, Diaporthaceae.